Mesocricetus auratus (golden hamster) is the source of this 5255-nucleotide messenger RNA. Its product is annotated as multidrug resistance protein 2. The coding region runs from base 136 to 3969 and encodes 1277 amino acids. Gene Ontology annotation, molecular function: ATP binding; ATP hydrolysis activity; ABC-type transporter activity. The record is from RefSeq and is a predicted model, not a curated record. The transcript is spliced from 28 exons. Gene Ontology annotation, cellular component: membrane. NCBI's taxonomy places the organism in Eukaryota, Metazoa, Chordata, Mammalia, Rodentia, Cricetidae. Gene Ontology annotation, biological process: transmembrane transport.
CUUCCUGCAGCAGCUGUUGAAGCUCCGUGACCCUGAGGCCGCUGCCCGCAUCUUCCCGGGCUCUGUUAAACUCGGGAAUCGCUUCUUGCAGAUUCCACGUCUUGGCGGACUUUGCGAAGGAAAGCGGAGGUCGUGAUGGAGCUUGAAGAGGACCUUAACGGAAGAGCAGACAAGAAAUUCUCCAAGAUGGGCAGAAAGAGUAAAAAGGAGAAGAAAGAAAAGAAACCAGCUGUUGGCAUAUUUGGGAUGUUUCGCUAUGCAGACUGGCUCGACAAGCUGUACAUGGCCCUGGGAACUCUGGCUGCUAUCAUCCAUGGGACUUCACUUCCUCUCUUGAUGCUGGUGUUUGGACACAUGACAGAUAGUUUUACAAAAGCAGACACCGACAUUCCACCAGGUGUUACUAAUCAAAGUGAAAUCAACGGUACAGAGAUCAUCAGCAGCAUUCUGGAGGAAGACAUGGCCACGUAUGCCUACUAUUACACGGGGAUCAGUGCUGGUGUGCUCAUAGUUGCCUACAUUCAGGUUUCAUUUUGGUGCCUGGCAGCUGGAAGACAGAUACACAAAAUCAGACAGAAGUUUUUCCAUGCUAUAAUGAAUCAGGAGAUAGGCUGGUUUGACGUGCACGACGUUGGGGAGCUGAACACCCGGCUCACAGAUGAUGUCUCCAAAAUUAAUGAUGGAAUUGGUGACAAAAUUGGAAUGUUUUUUCAGUACAUAACAACAUUUUUAGCUGGUUUUAUAGUAGGAUUUAUAAGUGGUUGGAAGCUGACCCUUGUAAUUUUGGCUGUCAGCCCUCUUAUUGGAUUUUCGUCUGCUAUGUGGGCCAAGGCAUUGACUUCAUUCACCAAUAAGGAACUCCAGGCGUACGCAAAGGCUGGAGCGGUUGCUGAAGAAGUCUUAGCAGCCAUCAGAACUGUGAUUGCAUUUGGAGGACAAAAGAAAGAACUUGAAAGGUACAAUAAAAACUUAGAAGAAGCUAAAAAUGUUGGAGUAAAGAAAGCUAUCACAGCCAACAUUUCCAUAGGUAUUGCGUACUUAUUGGUAUAUGCAUCAUAUGCACUGGCAUUCUGGUAUGGGACCUCCUUGGUCCUCUCAAAUGAAUACUCUGUUGGACAAGUGCUUACUGUCUUCUUGGCUAUAUUAUUUGGUACUUUUAGUAUUGGACACAUCGCCCCAAACAUAGAAGCCUUUGCAAAUGCAAGAGGAGCAGCCUAUGAAAUCUUCAAGAUAAUUGAUAAUGAGCCAAGCAUCGACAGCUUCUCAACACAGGGUCAUAGACCAGACAAUGUUUUGGGAAAUUUAGAAUUUAAAAAUGUCCACUUCAGCUACCCAUCUCGAAGUGGAAUUAAGAUCUUGAAGGGCCUCAACCUGAAGGUGCAGAGCGGACAGACGGUGGCCCUGGUGGGCAACAGUGGCUGUGGGAAAAGCACCACUGUCCAGCUGCUGCAGAGGCUCUACGACCCCACAGAGGGCGUGGUCAGUAUUGACGGGCAGGACAUCAGGACCAUCAACGUGAGGUAUCUGCGGGAAAUCAUUGGCGUGGUGAGUCAGGAACCUGUGCUGUUUGCCACCACGAUCGCUGAAAACAUUCGCUAUGGCCGAGAAGACGUCACCAUGGAUGAGAUCGAGAAAGCUGUCAAGGAAGCCAACGCCUAUGACUUCAUCAUGAAACUGCCCCAUAAAUUUGACACUCUGGUCGGUGAGAGAGGGGCCCAGCUGAGUGGGGGACAGAAACAGAGAAUCGCCAUUGCUCGUGCCCUGGUCCGCAACCCCAAGAUCCUCCUGCUGGACGAGGCGACGUCAGCCUUGGACACAGAAAGUGAAGCCUUGGUUCAGGCUGCUCUGGAUAAGGCUAGAGAAGGCCGGACCACCAUUGUGAUAGCUCACCGCUUGUCUACAGUUCGCAACGCUGACGUUAUUGCUGGGUUUGAUGACGGUGUCAUCGUGGAGCAAGGAAAUCAUGAAAAGCUCAUGAAAGAGAAGGGCAUUUAUUGCAGAGUUGUCAUGAUGCAGACUAGAGGAAAUGAAACCGAACUGGGAAGUGAAGCUUGUGGUUCCCAGAGUGACACCAGUGUCUCUGAAUUGACUUCAAAAGAAUUCAAAUCCCCUUUAAUAAGGAAACAAACUUGCAGAAGCACCCCAGGUCCACAAGACCUAGAGAGAAGAGUCCCUGUGAAAGACGCCCAGGAUGAAAAUGUGCCUCUAGUUUCCUUUUGGCGAAUCCUGAAGCUAAACAUAACAGAAUGGCCUUAUUUAGUUGUUGGUAUACUUUGUGCUGUUAUAAACGGAUGUAUGCAACCCGUCUUUGCCAUAGUAUUUUCAAGAAUCAUAGGGGUUUUUACAAGAGAUGAUGACCCCGAAACCAGACGACAGAAUUGUAAUUUGUUUUCACUCUUUUUUCUGGUCAUGGGCAUGAUUUGUUUGGUUACGUAUUUCUUUCAGGGCUUCACAUUUGGAAAAGCUGGAGAGAUCCUCACCAAGCGACUCCGAUACAUGGUUUUCAAAUCCAUGCUGAGACAGGAUAUAAGCUGGUUUGAUGAUCAUAAAAAUAGCACUGGCGCAUUGACCACCAGGCUAGCCAGAGAGGCUGCUGAUGUUAAAGGGGCUAUCGGUUCCAGGCUUGCUGAAAUUACCCAGAAUGUAGCAAACCUCGGGACAGGAAUCAUCAUAUCCUUAGUCUAUGGCUGGCAAUUAACACUUUUACUUGUAGUGCUUGUUCCGCUCAUUGUGUCGAGUAGCAUUAUGGAAAUGAAAGUGCUGUCUGGUCAAGCUCUGAAAGACAGGAAAGAGCUAGAGGUCUCUGGAAAGAUUGCUACUGAAGCAAUUGAGAACUUCCGCACCGUCGUCUCCUUGACUCGGGAGCAGAAGUUUGAAAACAUGUAUGCCCAGAGCUUGCAGGUACCAUACAGAAAUGCUUUGAAGAAAGCACAUGUCUUUGGGAUCACGUUCUCCUUCACCCAGGCCAUGAUGUAUUUUUCCUAUGCUGCCUGUUUCCGGUUUGGUGCCUACUUGGUGGCGCAUAAAAUCAUGACUUUUGAAAAUGUUAUGCUGGUAUUCUCUGCUAUUGUCUUCGGGGCCAUGGCAGCUGGGAAUACCAGCUCAUUCGCUUCUGACUAUGCCAAAGCCAAAGUGUCGGCAUCGCAUAUCAUCACGAUCAUGGAAAAAGUCCCUUCCAUCGACAGCUACAGCACCGAAGGCCUGAAGCCUAAUUGGUUGGAUGGAAAUGUGAAAUUUAAUGAAGUCGUGUUCAACUACCCCACCCGACCCGACAUCCCCGUGCUCCAAGGGCUGAGCCUGGAGGUGAAAAAGGGUCAGACAUUGGCCCUGGUGGGCAGCAGUGGCUGUGGGAAGAGCACCGUGGUCCAGCUGCUCGAGCGCUUCUACGACCCCAUGGCCGGGACAGUGUUUCUAGAUGGCAAAGAAGUAAAGCAACUGAAUGUCCAGUGGCUCCGAGCACACCUGGGCAUUGUGUCCCAAGAACCCAUCCUGUUUGACUGCAGCAUCACCGAGAACAUCGCCUAUGGAGACAACAGCAGGGUCGUGUCCCAGGAAGAGAUCGUGAGGGCGGCCAAGGAGGCCAACAUCCACCAGUUCAUUGAGUCGCUGCCUAACAAAUACAACACCAGAGUAGGAGACAAAGGGACUCAGCUGUCUGGUGGGCAGAAACAACGUAUCGCCAUAGCGCGCGCCCUCGUCAGGCAGCCUCACAUUUUGCUUCUGGAUGAAGCAACGUCAGCUCUGGAUACAGAGAGUGAAAAGGUUGUCCAGGAAGCCCUGGACAAAGCCAGGGAAGGGCGCACCUGCAUCGUGAUCGCUCACCGCCUGUCCACCAUCCAGAACGCAGACCUGAUCGUGGUGAUUCAGAAUGGCAAGGUCAAGGAGCACGGCACCCACCAGCAGCUUCUGGCACAGAAAGGCAUCUAUUUCUCCAUGGUCAGUGUGCAGGCCGGAGCAAAGCGCUCGUGAACUGUGACCAUGUAAGAUGUUAAAUAUUUUUAAUAUUUGUAUUAACACACAGCAUUUAACCAAAGCUUAAAAAGGUGAGCACUGUUGAGGGUAAUUCUGUCAAGAUGACAGUCCUCAGAAACUUCGUAAUUUAAUCAAUUAAUAUUGAAAAAAUGUCAUUUAACUGGGGCAGUGUUUUUAAUUGCAUCAUGUGAAACAUAAAAGUACUUAAAAGAAUUUUUAAAAAUAAAAUGUAUAAUUUUGUUCCAGGUUUUAAUUUCACCCCUACUUUGUUAAAUGAUUAUGAAGGUUUUUUUUUAAAAAAAAAGCACUUAAAUAUUCUAUAAAGUGCCUAUAAAAACUAAAUUUUCAUAUAACUGGAGUCAUCUUGUCUGUCAUGUGUAUGAAUUUAUAUAUUCUCCUAAAUGGUAUGCUGCAAAUAAUUUCAGCUUUCAGAAAAUGGAUUUUAAGAACCUGUUUAUUUUCUGUGGAUGGUUAAGUGAGUUAAGUAAUUUCCAUUCAGGAUGCCUUUUUAUAUGAAGCCAAACAAAGCUACCUGUUUAGCUGCUUCCUGGACUUGGUCUGCUGGAUUUUAUAUUGCUGUUGCUGGUGGAUCUCACAGAGCAGCAGACAAUUUUGGGAAGUGGAGGGAGGUAUAGUAUGAAGUAUGAAUUGUUCAAGAAUAACUUUUACUGCCCUAAUAAUGAGCUCUUCAAUGACUCUUAUAAUUUUGUAAAUUUAAUUACUCUGAUAACACUGUUACUGGUUAUUAAUCUCUUCCAAAGCUGGCCUUUCUGAUCAGAGACAUCUAAAAUGUGCUAUGAUUUUCAGGCCAUCAUGGUACAAACACGAAAGCAAGAAAAGAUCACAGAAGCUUAACCCUAACACAGGGUAAAUGCAAGUAAGAAUCACAAGUUCUAGGGCCAUAUUUAUAGGUAAUUGGUAUCUUUAAUAUAUAAAGUGCUCAUAAAAAGAAAAAAUCUGGGGCUGGGAAGAUGGCUCAGUGGUUAAGAGCACUGACUGCUCUUCCAAAGGUCCUGAGUUGGUUUGCCAGCAACCAUAUGAUGGCUCACAACCAUUUGUAAUGAGAUCUGGUGCCCUCUUCUGGCCUGCAGGCAUACAUGCAGACAGAGCACUGUAUACAUAAUAAAUAAAUCUUAAAAAAAAAAGAAAAGAAAAUCUGUGAGCAAAUGAAAUGAUAUGAUCCAGUUGUUCCCAAUGAUAAAUGAAUGACAAAAAAUGUUCAAUUUCAAAAAUAAAAAAUUGCAAGUUAAAGUAGCUGACUUGCUUAGUAAUACCCUGGUAAA